Molecule: messenger RNA, 3108 nt
Organism: Molossus molossus (Pallas's mastiff bat)
Lineage: Eukaryota; Metazoa; Chordata; Mammalia; Chiroptera; Molossidae
Gene: PWP2
Product: PWP2 small subunit processome component
Exons: 21
Coding region: 40-2793 (917 amino acids)
Biological process (GO): ribosomal small subunit assembly; maturation of SSU-rRNA from tricistronic rRNA transcript (SSU-rRNA, 5.8S rRNA, LSU-rRNA)
Cellular component (GO): Pwp2p-containing subcomplex of 90S preribosome; small-subunit processome
Molecular function (GO): protein binding
Source: RefSeq, a predicted model, not a curated record
ACGAGUCUGGGUGGCGGCGGCACACGUGCGGCGGCCGCGAUGAAGUUCGCGUACCGGUUUUCAAAUUUGUUGGGGACAGUCUAUCGGCGUGGAAACUUAAAUUUUACAUGUGAUGGAAAUUCAGUGAUCAGUCCUGUGGGAAAUAGAGUCACUGUGUUUGACCUUAAAAACAACAAGUCCAACACUUUGCCCCUGGCCACUCGGUACAAUGUCAAGUGUGUGGGGCUGUCCCCAGAUGGCCGUCUCGCCAUCAUCGUCGAUGAAGGGGGCAACGCGCUGCUGGUCAGCCUGGUCUGCAGGUCCGUGCUCCACCACUUCCACUUCAAGGGCUCCGUGCACAGCAUCUCCUUCUCCCCCGAUGGCAGGAAAUUCGUCGUCACGAAAGGCAACAUAGCUCAGAUGUACCACGCUCCUGGGAGGAAGCGGGAGUUCAACGCCUUUGUCCUGGACAAAACCUACUUUGGGCCAUACGAUGAGACCACGCACAUUGACUGGACAGACGACUCUCGGUGCUUCGCAGUCGGGAGCAAAGACAUGUCCACGUGGGUGUUUGGGGCCGAACGCUGGGACAACCUCAUCUACUACGCAUUAGGGGGCCACAAGGAUGCCAUCGUGGCCUGCUUCUUUGAAUCCGGCAGCCUAGACCUCUACACGCUCAGCCAGGACGGAGCCCUGUGUGUGUGGCAGUGUGACACCCCCCCGGAGGGGCUGAGGCUAAAGGCCCCCACAGGCUGGAAGGCGGACCUGCUGCAGAGGGAGCAGGAGGAGGAGGUGGAGGAGGAGGGGGAGCAGGAGACCACUAUCCGAGGGAAAGCCACACCGGCCUCGGAGGAGCAGCAGGGCAAAGUGAAGUACUCUCGUCUGGCCAAGUACUUCUUCAAUAAGGAAGGAGAUUUUAACAAUCUGACAGCGGCGGCCUAUCACAAGAAGACCCAUCUCUUAGUCACUGGUUUUGCUUCUGGAAUUUUCCACCUUCACGAACUCCCAGAGUUCAACCUCAUCCACUCCCUGAGCGUUUCCGACCAGAGGAUCGAGUCUGUCGCCAUCAACAGCUCCGGGGACUGGAUCGCUUUGGGCUGCUCAGGCCUGGGCCAGCUGCUGGUGUGGGAGUGGCAGAGCGAGUCCUACGUGCUCAAGCAGCAGGGCCACUUCAACAGUAUGGUGUCCCUGGCCUACUCCCCUGACGGCCAGUACAUCGUGACCGGGGGGGACGACGGCAAGGUGAAGGUGUGGAACACCCUCAGUGGCUUCUGCUUCAUCACUUUCACGGAGCACACGAGUGGGGUCACCGGCGUGACCUUCACCGCCACGGGCUACGUCAUUGUGACUUCUUCCAUGGACGGGACUGUGCGGGCCUUUGACCUCCACAGGUACCGGAACUUCCGCACCUUCACGUCCCCGAGGCCCACCCAGUUCUCCUGCGUGGCGGUGGACUCGAGCGGGGAGAUCGUCUCCGCCGGGGCCCAGGACUCCUUCGAGAUCUUCAUCUGGUCCAUGCAGACAGGCCGGCUGCUGGAGGUCUUGUCUGGCCACGAGGGGCCCAUCAGCAGUCUGUGUUUUAACCCGAUGAAGUCGGUCCUGGCCAGCGCCUCCUGGGAUCGGACAGUGCGUCUGUGGGACAUGGUGGACAGCUGGAGAACCACGGAGACGCUGGCUCUGACCUCCGAUGCUCUGGCUGUGACCUUUCGCCCCGAUGGUGCAGAGCUGGCUGUGGCCACACUGAACUCUCAGAUCACUUUCUGGGACCCUGAGAACGCCGUGCAGACGGGCUCCAUCGAGGGCAGGCAUGACCUCAAGGCGGGCAGGAAGGAGCUGGACAAGAUCACCGCCAAGCACUCCUCCAAGGGGAAGGCCUUCACCACUCUCUGCUACUCCGCGGACGGCCAGAGUGUCCUGGCAGGAGGCAUGUCCAGGUUCGUGUGCAUCUACCACGUCAAGGAGCAGAUUCUCAGGAAGAAGUUUGAGAUCUCUUGCAACCUGUCUCUGGACGCCAUGGAGGAAUUUUUGAACCGAAGGAAAAUGACAGAAUUCGGCAACCUGGCGCUAAUUGAUCAAGACGCUGGAGAGGAGAACGGAGUUGCAAUACCCUUGCCAGGCGUGAGGAAAGGUGACAUGAGCUCUCGACACUUCAAACCUGAAAUCAGGGUGACUUCACUCCGCUUCUGUCCCACAGGGCGCUGCUGGGCAGCCACCACCACCGAGGGGCUCCUCGUCUACUCCCUGGACACCCAGAUGCUCUUUGACCCGUUUGAGCUGGACACCAGUGUCACCCCUGGGCAGAUCCGGGCAGCGCUGCGCCAGAGUGACUUCACCAGGGCCAUCCUGAUGGCCGUCCGGCUCAAUGAGAAGAAGCUGCUGCAGGAGGCCCUGGAGUCAGUGCCCUGGGACGAGAUUGACGUUAUCAGCUCCUCCCUCCCCGAGUUGUACGUGGAGAAAGUGCUUGAAUUUUUGGCUUCGUCCUUUGAAGUGUCUUGCCAUCUAGAAUUCUACCUCAUAUGGACCCAGAAAUUGCUCAUGGGGCACGGACAGAAGCUGAAGUCCAGAGCAGGGAAGCUGCUGCCGGCAGUGCAGUUCCUUCAGAAGAGCAUCCAGCGGCACUUGGACGACAUCUCCAAACUCUGUGACUGGAACCGAUACAACAUUCAGUACGCUCUGGCCGUUUCCAAGCAGCGGGGCGUGAAACGCCCCCCAGAGCCACCCGGAGCUGCGGAGGAAGCAGACGUGUCUGAUGAUAGCAUGCACCUGCUUGGAGGACACGGGGAUGAGGACGAUGCGGACAUUCUGUUGGUGUAGAGCUGCAACCUUGCUCAUUUUGGUUAAGACCCUGGAAGAGAGAGAACCACAGCUGCCUGGGCCCAGGAAGUGAGUGGACGGCCACUGGGGGAGCUGUGGGACCACUGUCGCCAAGGACUCAGUCUUGUUCUUAACAACCAAACAUCUGAGAGCGAGCUGAGGGCCCUGGUCAGCACAGGCUCGGCACACGGGGCCCAGGACCUGAUGGUGUGAAUUAAAAAACGCUGAGCAUCUGCUAUUGAAAAUGCCUUUUGGAGAGACAGAUGGGUUCUGUUUAUAGACUUGUGAACUUUGUAUGAAAGCUAUUUAUAUUUC